This is a messenger RNA of Zingiber officinale, 2516 nucleotides long. RefSeq names its product YTH domain-containing protein ECT4-like. The coding region runs from base 188 to 2116 and encodes 642 amino acids. The record is from RefSeq and is a predicted model, not a curated record. The transcript has 9 exons. Gene Ontology annotation, biological process: mRNA destabilization. NCBI's taxonomy places the organism in Eukaryota, Viridiplantae, Streptophyta, Magnoliopsida, Zingiberales, Zingiberaceae. Gene Ontology annotation, molecular function: mRNA binding. Gene Ontology annotation, cellular component: cytoplasm.
GGUGUCUGUCUCGUUCUCUUCCUUUUCUUCACCCAAUCCAAGUUGCAUCUGGGAGUAUCCCCUUCCUCUCGAUCUUAAACCUCUUGCCGCCCGUACUGCGAGAUCGCAAGGAAGGGAUCGUGGAGGCAGCUUAUUUGUCUUGCCUCUCUUGUUUGGAAGAGGACCGGACUGGAGAUCUGGGCACGAGAUGGCGGCGACGCAGCAGGCGCCGGAUCGCAUCGAUUCAGCAGAACCAUUGACAUCAUCAUUGUCAAACACUGAGCAGAAAACAGUUGAUAUUGACAAUUCAAGCAAACAGCCACCAUCUACCAAAAAUGAGAAAGCGGCAAUCUCUGAUGCUUCACAUGGUCCAAGUGACAUGGAUCACACGAGAGAUGUCCAAGGGAAUUUAAGUUCAUCUGAUCCAGUUCAUGUGGAUAACAUGGUGUAUCCACAACAUUCGUUUGCACCUCAGGCACAAUCCUUUUAUGGAGGAUACGAGAACUCAAUUAAUGAUUGGGAAGGUCAAUCUCAGUUUCUAAAUCUUGAAAACCUGGAAGUUGGUCAAACUGGCAUCUAUGAGAAUCCUUCACUGGUCUACACCGGCUAUGGUUACAGUCCUCAGAUGCCAUAUGGCCCAUAUUCACCUGUCACAACACCUCUACCUUCGAUUAAUGGAGAUGGCCAUCUUUACUCCACUCAGCAAUUCCAGUUCCCAGGCACAUAUUACCAGCAGCCAUCUGCCACCAACAUUCCAUAUAUCUCUUCUGCGACUCCUAUUCCACAAGCUGAUUGGAGAUUUCCAAUUGAUCAACAGGGUGCAUUUCCUGCUGAUAACACAAAUUUCAAUGCCCAGCUAUUCAGUCCAAGACCUGGGUAUCAACUAUCAUAUGGUUCUUUUGGUGGAGACUGGUUGAGAUCCCCGGAUGUAACAAGGUCUGCAACUCCGUUAUUAUCACCUGCUGCUUCGCCACAACCUAUUGGCGCUCACUCUUUUGGGCAAAGCACAGUUCCUUUUGGAAUGGGUUCACAGCAGCAGCGAUCCUCAUAUGGUUUUGGAUCUUCUAUAGGUUCUGUUGAUAGAGGAUAUCCUCAUGCUGGUGUAUAUCACGGUAAUACAUUUGGAACACCUUUUAUGAACUCGGGAAUUAAGGAUUGGGGAGCAGUUACUACAGAGAAAGGUAGGAGGCAAGGAAUCGGAAGUGCUCUGUUAUGUAAUUGCAAUGGCACUCUUGAUUUCCUUAAUGAACAAAACCGAGGGCCACGAGCAAAUAGGGCAAAGAAUCAGAUGAAUGAAAAGAAUCCUUCUGUGGACAAUCCAAAUAAUAGUUCUGCAAGGGUUGAUCAUAGUCUUUAUAAUAGCCCCGAUUUUAUGACAGAUUAUAAGGAUGUCAGAUUUUUCAUAAUUAAAUCGUACACUGAGGAUAAUGUUCAUAAGAGCAUCAAAUAUGGUGUUUGGGCUAGCACUUCCAAUGGAAAUCGUAAGUUAGAUUCUGCAUACCAUGAAGCAAAGAAGAAAGAAGAUCCUUGCCCAGUUUUCUUAUUUUUCUCGGUAAAUGCAAGUGCGCAAUUCUGCGGGGUAGCUGAAAUGAUUGGACCGGUUGAUUUUGAAAAAAGUGUGGAUUAUUGGCAGCAAGACAAGUGGAAUGGCCAAUUCCCUGUCAAAUGGCAUAUAGUGAAAGAUGUUCCCAACAAUUUGUUUCGACAUAUUAUUCUUGAAAAUAAUGAUAAUAAACCUGUCACCAAUAGUAGAGACACCCAAGAGGUGAAAUUAGAGCAGGGACUGGAGAUGCUUAACAUAUUUAGGAAGCAUGAAUAUGAAGUAUCAAUCCUUGAUGAUUUCGAGUUCUAUGAGGAGAGGGAGAAGGCCAUGCAAGAGAGGAAGGCCAUCCAGCAUCAGCUAUCCAACUCAGCAGGGCCUAUCCCAGCGGCGUUUCGAGAAGACCAAAGGAGCCCAGCCCCCACGUUCUCUGGCAGCCUUAUCGAACAGAUUUCAAAGAACUUUGCCCAUACGAUGAGAUUGGAUGAAAUUGGCGACCCUGGCCUAUCAAAUGAGAAAACUAACUCCUCGAGCAGUGCUGCGGCCUCCAAGCCCGAUGAUACGAUUAAACCAGCAACUUUGACUCCGAGUAGCUAGAAAGAAGUAUGAACCUCUUGCCAACUUUAGUACAGUGUAGUAGUCAUUGAUGGGCUGCUGAAUAGCCUGAGUUCUGGUAUUGCAGAAGCAGUUGUACAUUUUGUUGGCCACCAUAACUAAAAAGAAAAAAAAAGAAGGAAAAAUCACAUCUCUCCAUUUUGUUCCUUUUCCUGUAAUUUAAUUUCCUCUUUUACUGGCAACUUGAGCAGAUGUCAACCAGCUUCAGCUUCCCUAAAGUCAUUCUAAUGAGAGAUGAAUAAUUUGGCCUUUUGUUUUACUCCCAAUCCCCAAGUCUUAGCAUAGCAAUAUCUGUACCUCAUUAAUCACUCUGAAGAACAUGAGAUGUUGGAGUACAGACACUAACAUUUAUUUAUUUAAGGGAUUCUUGCUGCUUCUUAAA